AUGUCUCCUGAGAUGACUGGAUGGAAAAUCAAAUCCACAUGUGACAGGUCGACCCAAGCGGGUGAUGUUGUUGGCACAAGGACUGGGGUAGACCUCUCUCCAGACAUCAUCCAGACAGACUACGAAGCAGCUGUCAUCAGUGCCAUCAGCGAUGUCUUCCCAGCAAGUUCCGUCAGAGGAUGCUUUUUCCACUACGCCCAGGCUCUGUGGAGACAAGUUAUGGACAGAGGCCUGGCCCGAGACUACACCGACAACCCAGCAGUGCAGACCCACAUCAGAAGAACUGCAGCGUUGCCGCUUCUACCCCUAGCUGAAGUCCAUGAUGCCUGGAUUGAAGUGAUGGAGCAAGGUCCAUAUGGGCAGCAGAUCAGAUGGGUUCAACGACUACGUCACCAGCACUUUGUCAAAGAACUCAAGAAGAUCGAGACAGCAGAUAGACGGCCAAGAAGGCAGAUUGGACAGGGUGGUGCAAUGAGACCUCGUGCUCGUGUUGACAGAGACCGAGAUGCAAGGAUCGAGAGACUGAAGCAGCAGCUUGCUGUUGGCAGAAGAUCAGUGAUCCAGUUUCUGGAUGCAGUUGGACAUUUCAUCAAAUUACAGUAA
Messenger RNA from Haliotis rufescens (red abalone), 603 nucleotides. RefSeq lists its product as uncharacterized. The transcript has 3 exons. NCBI's taxonomy places the organism in Eukaryota, Metazoa, Mollusca, Gastropoda, Lepetellida, Haliotidae. The record is from RefSeq and is a predicted model, not a curated record. The coding region runs from base 1 to 603 and encodes 200 amino acids.